Orbicella faveolata is the source of this 5449-nucleotide messenger RNA. Its product is annotated as tonsoku-like protein. Gene Ontology annotation, cellular component: nuclear replication fork. Gene Ontology annotation, molecular function: protein binding. The record is from RefSeq and is a predicted model, not a curated record. Gene Ontology annotation, biological process: replication fork processing; double-strand break repair via homologous recombination. NCBI's taxonomy places the organism in Eukaryota, Metazoa, Cnidaria, Anthozoa, Scleractinia, Merulinidae.
GAAGAACCCGCCAUUUUUGAAGGUGAAAUUUGGCCUGUCUUCAUAUUUUACCUUUUUCCGAAAAGAUGAAAAUUAGAUGAAUACUGCUGGUCGAUUCAAAUGGAAGCAAACCUCCAAAGGGAGCUAAAGCAACUAAAUAAAAGGAAAAUUAAAGCUCAGGAAAAAGGGGACUUAGCAGAAGAGGCCAAGCUCUGCAAUGCUGUGGGAGAGUGGCUUUUCCAAUAUGGGUAUUAUGAGAAGGCUGUCAAAGAACAUACCAGAGAAGUUCAGCUAUCUGAAGCAGGACAGGAUACUAUUGGAACUGCCAUUGCUCACCGAAAAGUAGGAGAAUGCCUGUGUGCACUUAAAAAGUACAAGGAGGCUCUAUUUCACCAAACUUUACAUCUUGAGCUUGCUCAGUCAGCGGGGAACCUAGUAGAGGAACAGAGAGCCUUAGCUACUAUUGGGCGCACAUGGUUUGUCCACUCAGAUGAUGCAGCCAGCAAUGAUGAAGUAGAGGAGUGCUUGCUUGAGUCGCAGACAGCUUACCUGAAAAGCCUAGCUGUAUGUGACAAGUUACGGGAAACAGUUUCUGAGAAGGAACUAUUGGAGAUGAGGUCAAGGUUGUAUUUGAACCUUGGUCUUACUUAUGAAAACCAGAAGGAUUCUUCUAGGGCCAAAAGUUUCAUGGAAAAGGCCUUGAUCAUUGCAAGAGAACAAGGCCUAAAGGACACUGAAUACCUCUGUCUGUUCUCAAUUGGAAGUGUUCGGAUGAAAUCAGAUGAAGAUGCACAUGCCUUGAGGUGCUUCGAACAGGCACUGCAGGUGGCUAGACAUGGAAACAAGAAGUUUGACGAGGCUGAUGCUUUAGCUAUGUUGGGAAAGAUUUUCCUAAAACUUGGAGAAUUUGCAGCUGGUCAUAAGAAUUUAAAGAAAGCAUACAUUAUAAAUAAAGCUAAAAGAUCAGAUGAUAUGGAGGAACUUAAAUCCUGCUUGGCAACAGCCAUCAAAGGAAUUAGAUUUCAAAGAAAACAGACAAGACUCUCAGAACAUUCUCUGGAUGAACAGAUUAAAAUUUUGGAUACCCUUGGUGACCUGUACUGCCAAGUGAAGGCUUUCCACAAAGCUCUUGGCUGUUACAAGAAAGAGCUUGAACUUGCCAAAGUGGCAGGGAAAUCUCACAAGGAGCUGUCAUCCAUCUACGUGUCUCUUGCAAUAACAUACUUUGAUCUAAAGUGUCCAGCUGAUGCAAUCAACUGCUACAUGGAAGAACUGGAAAUAAUGGAGGAAAGGAAUUACAAAGAGAUGUGCGACACGUGGUGUAACAUUGCUUAUGUUCAUGAAAAAGCAGGGCAUACUUAUGAAGAAAUCAAAGACGCUUACAUCAAGGCAUUGGCAUACGCAGAACAAUCUGAAAAGCCUCAGUCAGUGCUUAGGGUUUGGAAGUGCUUGGCAUGUAUUCAGAAAGCAUUUGAUCUCACAGACAAGUACAAAAAGUCACUUGAUAAAGUUGCAGAACUUCAAAAUCAGUUCGGUGUUGAGGACAUUAGUGAUGACAGUGAUGAGGAAGGAGAAAAUAAUAAUGAUGAUGAACUUACAGAAGUUUUGAUAGCAAAAGAUUUACUACUAUCAGAAUCUGAAGAUGAAAGCUGUGAUGAUGACAAUGAAGGAGACGAGACUAGAGCUAAAAAUAAUUUAAAACCAAUAAGAACAAGACGUCAGCGAAAACAUGUUAAUGAGAAAGGGGAGACUCUACUUCAUGAGGCUGCAAUUGCUGGAAAUUCACAGCGUGUUAAAGAGCUAUUAGCAAAGGGUGCUGAUGUCAAUGCAAGAGAUUACUGCGGGUGGCUUCCCAUUCAUGAGGCUUGCAACCAUGGUCACUUAGAUGUGGCCAAGGUUUUGCUGAUGGCAGGGUCAAAUGUUAAUGACCAGAGUGGUCAACACUGCUGUGGUGUCACACCGCUUCAUGAUGCAGCUGAAAAUGGUCAUCUUGAUGUGGUAAAGCUCUUGCUGUCACAUGGGGCAUCUAUCAACCUGAAAGACAGCAAAGGAUGCACAGCCUUGGAUUCUGCAAUCCAAACACUUAAAAUUGAUAAGACUGAUGAUAGCUUAUCCACAGGAAGACAGCAGGUAGUUAAAUUCCUUCGAAAUUACAAAGGGGCUGAGAAUAGUGCAGAAUUAAGGAGAAGAAAUACUGCCUUUCAUGAUGACAGUGACGAAGGAGACUCUUCUGGAGAAAGUGCACCAAGUGCUUUAAAGAGAUUUAAUGAAAAAUUGAAGAAGAAAGAGAUGGAGAGACUUCAAAGAAUGAAUGGGACUGUCUGUGAAGAGAGUAGUCCAGAAGACAUAGACGAAAUACAUCCAAAGAAAACCAACAAAGGGUUAAUGAGGGAAGAUGAUGAUUCACAAGAGAACCAGCAUGAAGUUAUCCUAUCUUUUCCUUCUAGCUCAUCUACACAGUUUCAAAAUUAUUCUGGCAAUCAUAUUGAGAACCAGUCGACUGGGUUACGGAUAGAUAGCAGUGUUGAUGAUAUGGUUCCUUCUGAUGUUGCUGAAACAUUUUCUGAUGCCAGUGACUAUGAAGAAAAUGAUAAUGGAGAUGUGGAUAGCACAUAUUCAUCGAUGGAUGAAGGGAACAAUGGAAUUGAAAUGGUAGACUGGAAUGAUCAAGACUCUGUUAUUACGGGAGCUACUCUUGUUGAUCCUGUUGCUAGAAGUACCAGUCAUUUGAGUGGUCGAGUGCCAUCUCUGGUCACUCAAAAAACUGCAGAUUGGCUUGUUAAUGACAUGGGGCCAAGAACUGCCAAACGUAAACGUCCAGCAAAACAAGUGAAGCUUCCAGGGUCUUUACAGCAGAGAAAAAGAAUUAACCAUGCAACAAUUACCAGGCCUAAACAUGGGUUAAGCCCUGGUGUAUCACAAAAAAUGCCUUGUGCGAAGCAAUCAACAUUAGCUGUUUCCAAAGAAGCUAGAACACAUCAGAAUUCAAUUCAUGUCCCUUCUGUUAAUGUUUCCACCCCAGUACCAUCUAGACCAGAGGCUGUUUCUACCAUCUCAGGUGCAAACUCUGGAUUAACUAUCUCUGCAACAAGUCCUAGACAUAUCGUGGCCCCAGGGGGGACACCACCCAUGCGCCUGCGGGUACAGGUGCAGGGCAAAGUUUUUCUGAUUCCAUGUCCUCAGGGCUGUGCACAAGAAGCCAAGAAUAUUGGUUGGCUGGCUGAACAGGCUGCUCUCAGGUACUUCUCAUCUUUUGGCCUUCGUCCUGUGUUGGCCUUGAAAACAAGGGAAGGAGCUUUUCUGUCAGUGGAAGAUAAGAUUUCAGAUGUACUGUCAAAUAAUGAAGAAGUCAUGGCAUCUGUGGAAUCUUGGGACUUGCCAGCUCUGUCUGAAAGAUAUCGUGAUGCAUGUGCCAAUUCCAAUACAACAACAAGAACAGACAUACUGCACAUCCUUGAGGCUGAUCCACAGCUAUCAAGCUUCAGCUUAUCAAACAAAGCUUUACAAGAUGUCCAUGUACUACCACUGAUCAGAGCUCUCCAGUGUCAUGACACUCUCACCAAGUUUACACUACCUGGCAACAGGAUAGGUGACUCUGGUGUCCAGCAUCUGGCAGCAGCUCUGUCUACUCUCCCAUCUCUCACUGUGUUGGACUUGACAUCUAAUGGAAUAACUCACAAAGGGCUAUCCUUCAUAGCCAGUGCUUUAACUACUAGGGACUCCACAAGCUCAGGGACACAGCAGAACUGUGCUCUGAAGAAACUGGAAGAGUUUAGCAUCAGUUACAACUGGCUGGGAGACAGUGCUGGCACUUCACUAGCUGUGAUUCUUAACAGAUGUUCUAUUCUGACAACUUUGAGAAUUGAAUCUUGUGGUCUCACAAGUCAUGUUACAGCCCAAGGAAAAGAAUUCCCUGUGGCUCUUAAAGGAUCCAGGUUAUUGCACCUGUCUGUAGCCUACAAUUCCCUUGGUCCUCAGGGAACAACAAAUUUGAUAACAGCUCUUCCUUCUGCAUCAUUGCACCACCUUAAUAUAACGUCGUCAUUGGAAAAUAAAGGAAGUCAAUCAGUUAUUCAGAGUAUGGUGGAAUUUAUGGAAAGUGGCUGUACCCUUUCUGAUCUGGUUCUUGGAGAUUGUUACAUCGGUGACAAAGAUCUAGAGAUACUUAUGAAGGCCAGGCAUAUGUUCUCUGGACUGCAGUACCUGGAUCUUAGCUGUAACAAUAUUGGAAAUGAUGGGGUACCAAUCCUGGCAAGUUUACUGCAAAAAAGCUGCAAACUUUCAAGUCUCAUACUGGGUGGCAAUGGAAGGAUCAGCACUGUUGGUGCAGAAUCCCUGCUGAUGGCAGCGAAGGACAGUAAAGCCCUUCAAAAACUUAAUUUAUCAGCAUGUGGAGUUACCUCACCACUUGAUGCAGCAUUCUGUGAUGCUUUGAAAACUUUAGUUUGUCAAAAUGAUGGAGAAAGUUCUUUAACAGAACUGGAUCUAUCUCACAAUCUGAUAAGUGUUGUUGACAAAGAGAGACUUGCAGAAGAAUGGGAACUGAGAUCUACAGGAGAGAGUUCCUCUUGUUUGAAUGAUAAUCUUUGCAUUUUUACAAAGUUGUAAAUACUGUUUGUUGGUCAUAAAUUAAUUCUGUAAAUAAGUUUACAUAAUUGUAGAAUCUCAAGUGUUGUAUUGUACACUGUACAAUAGGAAUUGUAAUUCGACAAUUGAAUCCUUAUUCAAAAUAUUGCUACAUAUUAAACAAUGCUUUGGAAUGUCUCUUCACUGCUUGAACAAUUAUGGAUGUCAGUUUUAUAUAAUGUAUGCAAUAAAGUUAAACUUAGUAUUACUCAAAUUAUAGGAAUUCACACUGCUUGCCAUGUUAAAUAAACAUGGUAGUGCUACAACAAGAAAAGAUCUAUUUAACAUGGCAAGCAGUGUUUUACUUAAAAUGCGUGAUUGGACACAGUCUGGUUUUAUUUCUAUUGUGAAUUAGACAAAUACUUGUUUGAGGAAAAACAAGAGCUCCCUCUUCCCUAAAUACACAGCAAUCAGCCAACUGUUCCCAGCCUAAGAGGAUUGCAUUUAGCAAUGGAGUUCAAUCACAAAAAGUCUGUUUAUACAUGUAACUUGCUGAGACUAGCUGCACUUGUCACUGAGUGUUUAUAUGACAACAAGCUAUGCAUUUGACAAAUUGGCACACAUCCAUUUAGGAGAGUGCCCUCGAGUCUUGUGGUAGAACUCCAGACAUUAUUCUAUGAAGCAAAAAUAUCCUUACUUCCCUGUUGUUUUCAGGCAAAGUCUGACAAACAGAGAGAUACAUCACUGUUUGAAAAGGUCUCUCUUUGUCAGAUAAAGCAGUUAGCUUCUAUGCACGAAAGCAGUGCCGUCCAAACUUCACUAGAGUACCUUGGCCUCUUGAUUUGCAAAAAGUGGCAUGCAGUUCUUGUAAGACCGUAUAAAUUAAACGCAGAUGUUUAGAACA